Rana temporaria (common frog) is the source of this 2396-nucleotide messenger RNA. RefSeq names its product G protein-coupled receptor 146 (gene GPR146). The record is from RefSeq and is a predicted model, not a curated record. The transcript is spliced from 2 exons. NCBI's taxonomy places the organism in Eukaryota, Metazoa, Chordata, Amphibia, Anura, Ranidae. Gene Ontology annotation, cellular component: membrane. Bases 385 to 1386 code for a protein of 333 amino acids. Gene Ontology annotation, biological process: G protein-coupled receptor signaling pathway. Gene Ontology annotation, molecular function: G protein-coupled receptor activity.
AGCAGCCCAGAGAGCAUCAGGCACCUGUGUGUCUGUCUCUAAUCUCAUCCCUCUGCCUAUCAGUGAAGGAGCCAACCUCCAUUCUUGUAAACAGUCCACAGGGAGUGGCUAAGACAGCCUGCCAAGAAGAACUGAAACUUUGUGAGCGCAAUACGAGCUGGAAAACAAGUGCAACUCGUGUGUGUACAAUUUUUUUUUUCCCCCCGAGAUGAUGAAGCAGCAAAGUCAGCCUAGCUCAGACACAGAGAAACAAUGCUCAGGAAAUGUAUCUGCUUCCUUCCUCUCUGAAACUUAACAGGCUCACUGCAGAUCCUUACUAGAGCGAGGAAUGUUCAGCACAAGCUCAGCUGGUGACCAGCUAAGACGCCGCUGACUGGUCUCACUAUGUGGAGUUGCGAAGAUUUUAAUUACACUGACAACAUUCAAGACCAGCGUCUCUGCCAUGAUUUCCAUCUCGUCCUCUUUGUCUUGUCCAUUCUCUACCUCAUCAUUUGUUUCCCAACCGGUCUCUGCUACAAUGUUCAGCUUGUGCUGGUUAAUCUCUACAACAAGGCAACUAUGACCAUGCCAGAUGUGUACUUUGUAAAUAUGGCAAUUGCAGGAUUCAUCAUCAAUGCAGUGGCCCCAGUGUACCUUCUAGGACCAGAGUAUACCAAAUGGUCACUGUGGAGCUUCGGCAAUGAGGUUUACAUUACUCUGCUAAUUCUCUUUAAUGUGUCAUCUUUGGUGAUCAUGUAUUCCACAACAUUGCUCAGUCUGGAUUAUUAUAUAGAAUGUGCACUACCGAGAACUUACAUGUCAAGUGUCUACAAUACGAAGCACGUCUGUGGGUUUAUCUGGGGUGGAGCAGUUUUGACCAGUUUUUCUUCUCUCCUGUUCUACAUCUGCAACCACGUAUCGACUAAGAUCAUCGAAUGUUCCAAGAUGCAAAAUCGAGAGGCAGCUGAUGCAAUUAUGGUCCUUAUUGGAUAUGUAGUGCCAGUUCUUGCUGUACUGUAUGCUUUGGUCCUUAUUUUACAAAUUCGAAAAGAGGAAACUCCCCUUGAUCAGGAUUCUGGAAGACUGGAUCCAUCUGUGCAUCGGCUUUUGAUUGCCACCGUUUGCACACAGUUUAUUUUAUGGACGCCAUAUUAUGCUACACUAAUGGUGAACACAUUUACAAACAUUCAUGUGAAGUCCACUGACCACCGUUUCAUGAGGACAUUUCACUUCAUUGAGGGUUUGUCUAGCUUCUUGGCCUUCUCAAGCAGCUUUGUGAUGCCUCUUCUACACAGACACAUUAACAAAAACUUUCACAACAAACUCCAGAGAUUGCUUAAAAAAUUGCACUGUGGCAAUGAAGGUUGUGCCCAUGAGCGCACUGUGGUUCAGCAGGUGAUGACUUAACGACAGAUGGUGUUACAGUAACUUGGUUCUCCAUUGAUCUAACCUCAUCCAUAGUACUGGAUGAAAGGUGGCUGCUAUAGAAUAAGCUCUGAGCCUUAGCAUGACCACACUGCAAAUAUCAUACUGCAUGUCAUGUGAUUAUUGAUUCUUGUUUAGUCAUAAUUAGCUAUGAAGACUAAUUUAUACUGACAUGUUUGAAAUUUGCGCUAAGCCUUUUUGGUGGAAAAAUGGCCAAGAAGCAGAGCUGGAGACGAAUUCUUCAAUGGUGCUGAUGAUGGAAACUGUGGGGUUGGAAUAGUUCUAUAAAAUAGUGCCAACAAGGUUUUGUACAAGCCUAUAAAGAAUGACCCAAGCAUAUAUGUAUGGUUCAACCACAACCUACAAGAUCUUACUAUAUAUCUGCAAACAGGCAACGCAUCCUUGUGUUGGCUUAUCUACAUAUUAAACUGAGGCAUUUCUUUGUAAAGUUUUAUAAGCAAAGACAUUAAACCAAAAUUAGGGGGUUAAAAUGCAUAUGCACCCAAAAUAAUUUCCCUAUUCUGGAAUUGAAAGUAGAGGAGGUUCUACCACCUGUUGGGUCUUUACUGCUGUUGCUGAAUUAUGAGUAGAGAUCUCCAUCAACCCUGACACAUCUGUAAGAAGCUUUUCAGUUGAGUUGUUAUUGUCACUAGCCUGAAUUUUUUUAUGCAUUAUUUUGGGGACGCCACUAAAAAGCAAGACAUGCUGUAUAUAAUACAUUUCAGGAUUUUCCAAAGAAAUAUAUGGAAAACUCACAGGUUAGUGACACUAGUAGUUUGUCUUAAAUGGCUACGCAAGCCUGUCAAGGCUAUGACGAAUGGUCGUUGACUGCCCAUUGCACAUACCAGAGAAUCAUCUGGUGGGCCAUCAGUGUGAGGGUCCUUUCCCACAGGCGGUCCGCCUGGCAGACUCCACUUUGCUCAGCGGGGGAUCGAUACACUGAGCAGGUGGAUGACAGGUCUGUCUCUGCUCUCUUCUAUGGGGAGAUCGGA